AUGCCGGCCCAGAACGGUGCAAAAGUGCUCGGCCGGGGAGCACAGAUGGCCGCAGCAUUCGGGAAACAAUACUUUCGUAGCCCGCAACUCCCACCGGUUGAUUGCUGUCUGGUGGUCGAGAUGCUCGAUGGACCGAGUGCGUGUCUGAAGGGCUGUGCUGAAUCGGGCGUUCAGCUUCCGGACUUUCCGGAGAACGGAUCCCCUGUCAAUCAUCCGAUUCUCUCAACACCACACCUCAAGGAGUGGCGCAACUCUCUUCGAAUCCUGCUUCAUGUUGAUGCCUACAUGUUGUCCAUUCGCUCCAUCUCCCUCGUCGCCAUUACCGAGGAUAAGGAGAACACGAGCAAGGAAAUCUUCAACCGCGAUCUGGCCGAGAUUCCCAGAUCGGAAGUGGUGAAUUUCUUUGCGGAACACAAGAAUGCCUCGAGAGUUGAAGUUGUCGUCAAGAUCAAGAUCAACCAAAUGAGCGGAGACCCACUGGAGAAGGUCCCUACGACCGUUCCCUUUAACAAUGGAUAUAUCGCGGUCGGGGAAAAUGGUGUCGUCUUCAGUCCGCUACUUCAGAACUUGACCCCUGCGGAACAACCUUCACCCACGCCGGCCGUUCUCACCUCUCCGCCUGCUCAAGAGUCCACGCUUUACACAGCGCCAUUCCCACAUGUCAUUUCCACUCCCGAAGCGCAAGCAAGCGUUGCGCAUUCUGCAAGCAUCUCCAAGUCCGACAGUCCGCACAUCCCACAUUCCGUGCACAAACUCGCACCUCAUUCAGACCUACGCCCCUCUCUCGAUCAGGCAUCCGCACCAAAGCCGACGUCGCCUCCUAUGCUGUCUUCGACACCGACCCAGCGCACGGAAAUUGCAUUGCCGCAGUCCGUCAAAGAUGCACUCGCUGCAGCGCGGAACGUCUCUGCAGGCGGAGUUACCGUACCGAUUCCCGACCCCGAGCUCUUGGAAGAGCUAGAGAAGUGGUUUUGGGGAACGCCCGAGCCAGACGCAUUGCACGAUAUGGAGAGCGAUUCGAAUCUUCCCGAAAAGUUCACAGACCUCGACAAGACCGAAGACGCACGGCAGACCGCCAGGGCUGAAGCCACACGCUUUGCCCGUGCCAACAGGGUGGCUGAAGCAGCGGACAUAGCAGCAGAGGAGGAAAUCGAGGCGAAUGUGGAGGAUGAAGUUGUUAUGGAUAGCGAGGAUGAAACUGAUCAGUCGGAUAUCGCGGCGCGCUUGGAGCAGUUCGAGGAAGCUAGCAUUGACGAUUGGGACCUGUUGAAGGCGUUGACGGGAGUGGGUAAUAACGAGGCGACGGAUGAGAAUGAGGAUGAAAUGGAGCUUGAUCGCUAG
Molecule: messenger RNA, 1341 nt
Organism: Zymoseptoria tritici IPO323
Lineage: Eukaryota; Fungi; Ascomycota; Dothideomycetes; Mycosphaerellales; Mycosphaerellaceae
Exons: 1
Coding region: 1-1341 (446 amino acids)
Source: RefSeq, a predicted model, not a curated record